This is a messenger RNA of Trypanosoma cruzi, 402 nucleotides long. RefSeq lists its product as uncharacterized. The transcript has a single exon. Lineage: Eukaryota; Euglenozoa; Kinetoplastea; Trypanosomatida; Trypanosomatidae. The record is from RefSeq and is a predicted model, not a curated record. Bases 1 to 402 code for a protein of 133 amino acids.
AUGAAUUGCACCUCGUUGCGACACUCUGUCGCUGCCAUCACAGCGCCGAGGAACCCUGAGUCCAUUCGAGCCUCUCUGAAGAGGAAGAAGCACACCACUGUUUGGAGCAAUUGCGCGGCACCUGAGGGAAGGCAGUUGGCGCUGCAGCGCCCAUAUGAGUGCGCUUGGGCUCAGUUGAAGGCUAAAAUACUGAAAUGCAGCUCAGAUGCCCACGCGCAGUUCCAGGCGGUGCGGAUUCGAUUGGCGCCGAUGCAAAGGUCGCUCAUGGCCCUCAAUGGGACGACAACUUGGCGACCAUCAGCACUCAGCCAGGCCCGUCACAAGUCUCCACCGCUUCUGCCACGGGAAGAAGGAAUGCGUCCGAUACUGCAGAGACAAUCGGAAGAUCCUACAAAUUCAUGA